AUGGGGAAUCUGCCUGGCCGGGAGAAGCCGCUCAGCAUCGCAUCAGUAUCUGCUGACACCACGCAGCCCCCGCUGCCGGCCCAGCCGGGGCUGGCACUGCGGGGGAAACUGAGCCCUCUCACCUUCCCUGCAGCCCCCAGCAGUUUCCAGGCCCUGGCCCUCUGUGACUUCCCCUCCGGCACAGGGGUGGCCACUGUGCUGAGGAUGGGGGAGCAGCUCCGCAUCCUCUCUGAGGACGGCGAAUGGUGGCUGGUGGUGUCCGAGGUGUCUGGUAAGGAGUGCCACGUCCCCAGCAGCUGUGUGGCCAAGAUCAGGCACGGGUGGCUGUACGAGGGCGUCAGUCGGCAGAAGGCGGAGGAGCUGCUGCUCCGUCCAGGCAACCACAGCGGGUCCUUCCUGAUACGGGAGAGCCAGACCAGGCGAGGCUGCUAUUCACUGUCGCUGCGCCGCGGGGAACGCGCUGCCUGGGCCUCGGUGACUCACUACCGCAUCCACCGGCUGGAGAACGGCUGGAUCUACAUCUCCCCCGGGCUCACCUUCCCCAGCCUGCACAGCCUGGUGGACCACUACUCUGAGUUCAGCGCGGGGCUGUGCUGCCCCCUCAGCCAGCCCUGCUCCACAGACGGCAUGAGGGCGGCCCCGGCUCCAACACCGCCUCUCGUCAAGAAACCGUCGCUGCACUGGGACAAGAUCGACAGCUCCCUCCUGCUCUCGGAGAACGCAUCUCCCCCGGAGGACUCCCCCUUCAGCCUGGGCCUGCGGGAAGCCAUCAGCUCCUACCUGCUCCUCUCAGAGACCGACAACCCUGAGCCAGACCCCGCAGGGAACGGGGCAAAGAACAGCUGAGGACAGGCCCCAGCUGGCCAGAGCCUGUGCUGGACACCCAUCCCCCAGCUCAGCCUUCUCCUGCUUUCAGCCACAAUCCCAGCUCCUCGAUGCUGGGGAAGCUGGGCCCGGGACAGCCCACACCAAGGUGGGGCCAGGCACCAGUGCAGGAGGAAGGGGCUGCCCGAGGGCCCAUCCUCCCCCGAGUUGGGCACUCAGGGAUGGGAUCUUUGAGCACCAGAGCCCCUGGGAGGAGGAGGAGGCGGCAGAGGCUGCA
This is a messenger RNA of Corapipo altera (White-ruffed manakin), 1102 nucleotides long. RefSeq names its product Src like adaptor 2 (gene SLA2). The coding region runs from base 1 to 846 and encodes 281 amino acids. The record is from RefSeq and is a predicted model, not a curated record. NCBI's taxonomy places the organism in Eukaryota, Metazoa, Chordata, Aves, Passeriformes, Pipridae. The transcript is spliced from 7 exons. Gene Ontology annotation, molecular function: protein binding.